AAGAUAAAUAAAAACACACUUUCAUCUGGAAAAUUCUUUAGUCAAACAGAGCAUAUUUGUUGCAACAUUCGUCGAGUCUAAGCAGAGGAAAUGGAUUGGGGUUUUGUUCAUAAAGCUUGGGACAAGUGGGCUUCUUUCAGUGUUGGCUCUUCAGGUCAGCCGCUAAAAGCUGCUAUACUCGUCAACUAUGACCCAACUGGUCCGUCUCGCCUCUUGUCUACCAUUGUCGAACAAGAAGGCAUAAAAGUGAAUGCCAUUGAACUGAGCCAAUUCAUUGACUUCAUCAAAUGUGACAAGCUCCAUACAGAGAGUUUCAUUAUUGGGCCCAACCAAUUGUCAUGGACAGAUAUUGUCACAUCAAUUCAUGAGAAUUGGUUCUGUGCAAGGUGCAUGAACACAUCAAAACCAGCUGGUGAAGGGGCUAUCGUCAUGCAAACAGCAACAUUUAUCUUGGUUGCACUAUAUGAUGGUUCUAUUGGCUCAGCUUCUCGUGCUAUGUUUGCUGUUGAUCAGUUUGCGUGGCAAUUAAAUCGACGAAAUCUAUAACCUUGCCAAAUACAGCUUUGAAAAGAUAAAGAUCUUAUGGGGCGGGAAGAAGGCUAAAAUUCUAUGGGGAUAUGCUAGGUGCUUGGUGUUAUUUGGGUCAUUUGGCUGGACAGAAUCAGAGAUAUAUUUUUAGGACAAGGAUGGGACUGAGUCUGACCAAGAGGAUUCAUGGGACAAAAUUAAGUUCAGGAGUUCCCUACGGGCUGCGGAUGCUUCUGAGCUCAGAGAUUUCUCUUUCACAGAUAUUCUCAGGGACUGGAAGGUGACAGGGUGGCAGCUUACUAAUUUGUCUAGAAUAGAAGUUUUUCUUGUUCCAGGCAGUUUGCUUGCUUCUAGUUUCCAAGUCUUCUAUUCGUGUGGAUUUGUUGUUGUUCACUACUCUGAGAUCUAUCUUUAUUCUAAGCACUAAAAUCCUAUUUCUUUUCAACAACAGCAAAACAAAAUGAUGUGGUUGUUUUUGCUAUUGUUGUUAUUACUUAAAAGGUUGCUAGA
Molecule: messenger RNA, 1038 nt
Organism: Rosa rugosa (rugosa rose)
Lineage: Eukaryota; Viridiplantae; Streptophyta; Magnoliopsida; Rosales; Rosaceae
Exons: 6
Coding region: 91-546 (151 amino acids)
Molecular function (GO): actin binding
Source: RefSeq, a predicted model, not a curated record